AUGGCGGCAGCUGCUGCACUGCAAAUUGUAGGAUUGAUCCUUGGAGGCAUUGGCACAGUUGGGACCUUUGCCAUCACUGGCAUGCCCCAGUGGCGAGUGACUGCUUUCAUUGAAAAUAACGUGGUGGUCUUUGAGACUAUUUGGGAAGGCCUCUGGAUGAAUUGCAUAAGGCAAGCGUCUAUCAGGAUGCAGUGCAAGGUCUACGACUCCCUCCUGGCGCUCUCACCAGACCUGCAGGCUUCAAGAGGCUUGAUGUGUGCAGCUUCAGCUUUGGCAUUCCUCGCUUUUGCAGUAGCUGUUCUUGGUAUGAAGUGUACCCAGUGCACAGGAAAUGAUGACCGCAUCAAAGGCUUUAUUCUCCUGGCAGGUGGCAUCUCCUUCAUCCUGGCUGGCAUCAUUGUGCUCAUUCCAGUGUGCUUUGUUGCCCAUAACAUUAUCCGAGACUUCUACAAUCCCGUCAUCACAGUGGCUCAGAAGCGAGAGCUUGGAGAAGCUCUUUACAUAGGCUGGACAUCAGCCUUCUGUCUUGUGGCUGGAGGGGCAAUUCUAUGUUGCUUCUGCCGUUGCAAUGAAGAAAACAGAAGCUACCGGUACUCAUCGCCCUCACAACCGGCUACCUACCGCAGCCACAAUCUUCAAAAAAGAGCUGAGAGUGCAUAUUCUAAAAGUCAAUAUGUUUAG
This is a messenger RNA of Python bivittatus (Burmese python), 681 nucleotides long. Its product is annotated as claudin-8. Gene Ontology annotation, molecular function: structural molecule activity. The record is from RefSeq and is a predicted model, not a curated record. NCBI's taxonomy places the organism in Eukaryota, Metazoa, Chordata, Lepidosauria, Squamata, Pythonidae. Gene Ontology annotation, cellular component: membrane; bicellular tight junction.